This is a messenger RNA of Colletotrichum godetiae, 733 nucleotides long. RefSeq lists its product as uncharacterized. Lineage: Eukaryota; Fungi; Ascomycota; Sordariomycetes; Glomerellales; Glomerellaceae. Bases 181 to 612 code for a protein of 143 amino acids. The record is from RefSeq and is a predicted model, not a curated record. The transcript is spliced from 2 exons.
GUCCAUUGGAUGCCUGGAGAAUUCCCUGGCAAGUGAUCCGAGUUGAAACAUUCAAAUAAGCUGAACAAAAGCCUCUCUGCGCCCGUGUCAACAUUGCCUUGGCUAGGAACCCACACGAUUAACUAGCACCUUACACACCCACCACAAACAAUAUCAUCCCAUAUUUCUAGACAUCCGACUAUGCGUCCUCCUCUGGCACUGCCGUCUUUUCUGUUGACCAUUGGUUUUGACCAGCCGAGACCAGCCGCAACUACGCCACCGCUUCCGUCGGACGCCACGCCUUGGAUACCCCGUGCGAAGUGCCUCCAUCGAAUGGGCGACACCAUAAUCGCUCAAGCUCAUUGCGGGGAUAAGGAAAUUUUGCGACCAUGCUUUCUCGACGCGCCUAAGAAACUUUCGGAUGACUACAUCACUCAGUGCCUGUUGGAUGCUGGUUGUGGUAAGGGCCAGGCCAGCAUGGAACACCUGUGGAUAACCGUUGCCUGUCUUCGAACAUUUGGGAACGAUUGGGUCCAUCUCGAACACCCUGAUGAUCAUGAGGUAGAUUUUCAAUUAGGCGAUGGCGAUUUGAAGCUGAAACGGGAAGAAAUCCUUGCUGAACACCGUAAUUGAGUGCCCUCAGUCAAAGGCAUUCGACAUGGACAUUCGUUGCCGUAUCGCAUUGCACACGUCUCUUCGUCGGUUACUGGGAAACAUUAUUCAUGAAGGGGAGCUGAGCGUUUCGGUGGGCUAA